AUGCACUCACGGCGCAAUUCGCUCGCGGCCAUGGUCAAGACGCCCGAGCUCGAAACAACCUCCGCGCCCGGCGUGACGGGGGUCGGCCUUGCUUCCAGCUCUUCACUCUCGUCGCUGAGCCCGGCGUCCCAACUCAAGACUCCACGAUGGUCCAGCAUCCGCGGACGCUUCAGCACCGUCCAGUCUCGAGACAACACUUUGGCGCCUCUCCACGACAACAUCGACGACGGAAUGUGGGACAAGAACGACGCUGCUUUCCUCGAGGAGGUCGCACGCGAUUCUCCUUCGCUCCUUAGCCCUUUGGACCGCUUCGAGGCUUCAGACCGCGACAUUCCACUCGGUCGAGCUUCCAUGAGUAUGGCGCGCAUAACGGGCUCCGGUCGAGACGACGAUGCGGAUGACUACAUUGCGCCUCGUCGCCCAUCAUUACAGCUCUCCUCCUCCCCUUUUGCCACAAGAACUUCCAGGUCUUUCACCGUUGGCGCCACAGACCCCGUACACAUACCCGCGAACCAGCAGAUGCUCGCACCCGCCGCUCCUCUGGGCCUCUCCAAGUACCGCGCUCGACCCAUGCGAAAGAUGGCCUCGGCAGCCAUGCUUCCCGAUCUGCCAGAGACCAAGCCCGUCGAUGACGACGUCGCCUUUUCAUCUCCCGUCACUUCCUCUUCGUCAGCUGUCUCCCUGACUCCACCGCUGCUCCCACCCAAAGACUCCCCACCCACCUCCACGGCUAGUAUCUUUGCUAGCCCUUCGUCGUCACCUGCUCUGCAAGCCGACUCGGCCCUCAACGAAGCUGGCACCAUCACUCGCAGGCAGACCAAGAACAGAAACAGCCUGAUCUUUGGACUGCGCAAGCUCAUGGGCAAGAAGCAAGCUGAGCCGAACGCAGCGGCCCCACCGGCCCAGAGCGACGCAGCGCAGCCCACUUCAUCUCCACCCACCAUCCACUCCGAGACCUGGCCCGCGCCGCAGGAUGCGAGCAUCGAGGCAAGCCCUCGAGGGGGUCUCAACUUGCUGGGCCUAGCGCCGGACGCUUUGGGCCCAGCAGCCACCAAUGAAGCAUCUCCCGAUCGCACAGACAAGCGUGCCACCAACAAAAGAGCAUCCCUUCGAGCUUCACCUAGCAUCGCACGCAAAUCUCCCUCCUUAGAUCUGCUACGCAGCUUUGGUCCACUCGGAAGAACAUCGACCCACAAGGCCGCCGCUCGGAACAGUGUCAUCCAGCACAUCUCGCACGAAGAAGCCCGCAAGCUGACCGGCAGUGUGGGUCCCAUCUUCCUCGAGACCAAGGAAGCGUUGGCAGAGCACCAGUCCAAGUACGCCACCCUCCCUACCAACAAUGGCUUGCUCGAUCGUGCCGCAUACGAUAUGCACUACGCCGCAUCACCUGCAUCGCAACAUAGUACACUCUACGGAUCCGCCGCCGAGCAGACGACAGCUCAGCAUGCAAACAACGCUAAUUCCGGUACGAUCCGCGCGCCAUUUCCAUCUCGUCCACGGCGACCGGAGCAAGAGAACAUCGUGGAUAACGGCUCCUUUCAGGCCUUGACCUCCCCCAGCAGUGGCGAGCCCGUCAGCAGCAGCAGUACUCGCAACAAUAGCAUCGGCAUGUCCUCAUCGGCCUCCUCCAGGCUUUCUUCCAUUUCCGCAGCUACCGAUCCAUCGGCGGUAUUGCGAGCGUCCUUUUCGUUUCAGUCGCAGUCCUACAGGCCCUAUUCGAGCGACUCACGCGAAUCUCGUGCAUCCCAACUCAGCCCGCCCUCGAGUGCUUCCUCCUAUACCAGUCACGGUUUCGACGCCCCCGGUGCCACCUCGAAACCCACACACCGCACCGUCUCGUCCCUAGGCUCGCAGGCCGCCUGGGGGAGCCCGUUCGGGAACGCAUCGAUGCCGCCACCGCCGCCACCUGCUCCUGGAGCGCAAAUGGUCGCACGCAGCCACAAUCACCGUCGCUCGCUCAACGGCUCGUCAGGCGGCAGCAGACCGUGGUCCGCCUUUAUGGCCUUGCCAAUGAACGGCGCUGAAUUUCCGUUGCCUCCGCACAGGGGACUUUCUGGUGCGUCGAUCUCUCGACCUGUGUCCGUCACGUCGUCCGCCUUCACCAACGGCUACGAUGAUGCUCGAGGCGAAUCGGCUGAUGCUGACCUGACCUUUCGUGCUUCUGACUUUGCCAGGGCGAGAGCCGCAUCCACUGCAGGUCUAAAUUCGGAUGCAGGAUGGCGUGUUCGUGCCGACUCGAUUUUCUCGGAACCGGGAAAUUCGGCUCAUCGGACUGCAGUCGGAGCGAUAAAUUCUCCUUCGAGUCAGCACGCCCCUUCUUCUGCGUGGACCACACCCUCGGACCCUCAUCUGAUCGCCCUCGCCUCCCCUACAGCCUCAACGUCGCAACACUCGCAUCAAUCGUACCACUCGUGCUCCAAUUCGGACAGCACCUCGGCCGCCCCUGGCGCCGCUUCGGCUUCCUCAACCACGCUCGGUUCCGCCAACUCGAAUGGUCGCGCUCUGAACGCCCCCAUCCAUCGCCUCUCUGCCUCCAGUUCAUCGCUAUCGCAUCGCAAGCGUCCCUCUUUCGGCCUCGCCAUCGAGCCCGCCGCUCACUCCGCCUUUGAUAGCAUCCCCAGCCCGCUCCUGCGCACACGCCGCAUCUCGCUCGCCCACCCGGAAGGCUCCUCCCCCCAACGACCUCUUUCGACCUCUUCGUUGGCAUCCGCCAUCCGCACACCGAGCGGCAGCUCGUACGGCACCAGCCUUCACGCCUCGGCUCGUGCAUCGGCAGCUACGCUCUCCUCGCGCCGCACCUCGGAGGACAACGACGAGAGCCUCGAGAUCGAGACGCUGCUCGACGGCAGUCCCAAGAAGGCGAGCUUUCUGCGAUCCACUUCCUUGACGGCGUCGGUGCCGGCCUCAGAGAGCGUGAUGGCAGCAGCGACGGUGCACCACCGCCACUCGGCGUCCGUGCCCAUGGACGAGGAUGACUCGCCGCGCCAGCACGCUGAGGCAAACUGGAGCCGCAUCACAGGCACACCCGAGCCGGCCCGGCCAUACACGAUCUUCUCCGUCAACGAAGAAGCCUCCUCGGGUCGCCUGAGCCAAGCUUCCAAGGACAUCGCCUUCGGCUCGAUCGCCGGUAUGAUCAGCAAAGUGUUUGAGCACCCGUUCGAUCUCGUCAAAGUGCGUCUCCAGACGCAAUCUGCCGACCGCCCGGCGCGCUACGCAGGCGCAUUCGACUGCUUCAAGCAGACCUACCUGCAAGAAGGCAUUCGUGGGCUCUACCGCGGGCUCAGCAUGCCCGUGUUCGGCGCGACGCUCGAGAACGCCUGUCUGUUCUUUGUGUAUAACCAGAUGCAGUCGGCGAUCCGAUGGGCCAACGGGGAGGCGAGAAGCGGGUCGGCGGCGAAAGCGGAUGCAGAGGCGCCGCUAUCGAUUCCACAAUUGGCCAUCGCAGCGGCGGGAGCGGGGGCGACGACGAGCCUCGUGCUGACGCCCAUUGAGUUGAUCAAGUGCAAGAUGCAGGUGCAGAUGAUUACGCGUGCGGCAAACCCCUCGCCGGCUGCAGGUGCUUCGGCAGCCCCCAUUGCUGGGCAGCUGCAGCAAUCGCGCUCGAUGCACACCAGUGCCGUGCGGGCAGCAGCGAGCGCGCAGACGUUCAAGUCCCUCGAUGGGCCUUUGACGCUAUUGCGCCGGACGGUAGCGACAGACGGCAUCCGCGGGUUGUGGCUGGGCCAGACGGGCACGCUGCUGCGCGAAACAGGCGGCGGUGUAGCAUGGUUCCUCGCCUUCGAAUCCGCCUCGCGCUACCUCAUCUCUCGCAAGAAAACGCUCCUCAACCGCACCGAUGUGACCAAGAAGGACCUCUCCGCUCUCGAACUCGUCGGUGCCGGCGCACUGGCAGGCGUGUCCUACAACGUCGUCCUCUUCCCCGCCGACAGUGUCAAGAGUACGAUGCAGACGGAGCGCGAGAUGCUCUCCUCCCAAACGGGGGGCAAGUGGAAGGGCACGGGCUUCCUAGGUACCUUCCAAAAGAUCUACCGCACGAGGGGAAUCAAGGGUCUCUACGCGGGGUGCGGCGUCACCUGCCUCCGAAGCGCCCCCAGCAGCGCCAUCAUCUUUUUGCUCUACAACAAGCUCGAGAAGCUCAGCGACGAGUAUGGGCUCUAG
Molecule: messenger RNA, 4158 nt
Organism: Kalmanozyma brasiliensis GHG001
Lineage: Eukaryota; Fungi; Basidiomycota; Ustilaginomycetes; Ustilaginales
Product: Mitochondrial substrate/solute carrier
Exons: 1
Coding region: 1-4158 (1385 amino acids)
Biological process (GO): mitochondrial L-ornithine transmembrane transport
Molecular function (GO): L-ornithine transmembrane transporter activity
Source: RefSeq, a predicted model, not a curated record